Messenger RNA from Diachasmimorpha longicaudata, 1883 nucleotides. RefSeq lists its product as uncharacterized. The record is from RefSeq and is a predicted model, not a curated record. Gene Ontology annotation, cellular component: extracellular matrix. Lineage: Eukaryota; Metazoa; Arthropoda; Insecta; Hymenoptera; Braconidae. Bases 6 to 1559 code for a protein of 517 amino acids. The transcript has 4 exons.
UCAUCAUGUUCAUAAAUAAGGUGACUCUAUAUCUGAUGCUAGCAAUUCAAAGCUACAGAAUCUCCGUUCUGUGUGAGCCACUGGUCUCACCGAGCCACGUGAAACAAGCAGCUUCUAAUCAGUCAUCCACUAACGAACGCUUUCGUUCAACUAGUCCGUAUGACAGUACGACGGCAGAAUACGUAAAUGACAACGAAAAGUACGACUUCACGAGAAUGAAAAUAAUCCAUAAAAUUAAAUCGUCAGUUCCCAUCAGUGUGCAGAAGGAUCCAACACUAAUUGAAAAGAAGACCAUGGAAAUAAAGCCACCAACUGAUUACAAUUCCAUGGUAAGAGAAAAUAGUGAUUCAGCUAGGAACUACGAGACCAGGCAAGCUUCAAAUGCUGAUCAGCAUGAGAAAUUUUUUGCCGAGUUCAGAGGGUCUAAAAAAUGCAGGGAGAAGUGCCGGGUCAAACAGGCAUCAGUGGAGCCGAGUGUACUCAUCACCCGGAAUGACGCUCCCACAUCACAUCGAUCUGGGUUAAAGAGGAUGAUGCAUCAUCACAUUCUGAAAGAUAAAAGAGGAGAAAAAGAGGAGAAUUCCGAAUUGAAGGGUAUCUUUAAUAAUCCUCCAUCGUCAAAUAUAAUUGGCCUAGUUUCCCUGACAUCUCCCGCUGAAGACGAUGCAACUCCUGCGGAUGAGUCAAACAGUGACAGCACUGUAAAUCAUAGAGUUCGUCGCCAGCUACGAUAUAUCCCAGUGACAAAAUAUGGAUUGAAUAAUCCAAAAUCCUUCCGAUUGCCACCCACAGAAAUCACCAAUGCCAUUAAAACUAAACGUCUACCAAACCCAGACCCAGGAUUUAUUCACAGUUUAUUGGGUGUCUUCGAUCACCCUCAUUCGGUUCUUGCACCUAAUGUUCGUCCCAUUAAACCCGAUGAAGUCAUAAUAACCCCAGUGCGCUACAUCGACGACGCUAAAAUAUUACCACAAGGAUUACCGCCAACAUCAUCUCCCCGUACAACACCCGAGGACACUCUGUUCGUGAAAAAUACGGUACGAAAUCCCAGCGGAUUUGGUGAAAGUGAGCGUGUGCUCACAACAGACACGAUAGGCAAAAAAAAACACACCGUAAUUAUUCACGAUCACUUUUUACCAACGGUGAGGCCCCAUACAAUUCCAAAAAUACCGUCUCAUCAUGGUCACUACUACGACAAUACACGAGUCCAAGACUAUCCCAAGAAUCAUCAAAUGCCCCCGAGUUUAAAAUCAAUGGUAUCAGCAACUAAGAAUCGUUACCACGAAACACCAGACCGACGUGAAAGUUAUAAGCACCAUGGCAAAGACACGAAAUACGAUCGUUAUGCUGGAAAGUAUGCCUUUGAGUAUCAUGUGGCAGAUGUGUAUUCAGCCAACGACUUCGGCCAUCAGGAGACUCGUAAUGAGUACCUAACUAAGGGCAACUACCAUGUUCGUUUACCUGAUGGUAGGCUACAAAAAGUUACAUAUCAUGUUGACGAGGGAGGUUACCAUGCCAAUGUGUCAUACGAACCGAACAACCAGUACUAUUACGUGUAAUACCAGAAUGACUAGUAAAUAAUCCAUCAGUGAAGGUGCCUCAUUAAAAAAAAUGUACGUAAAAAAGAAACCCACAGCCGGUCAGACAAAACGUGAACUGUACAUAAAAAGAUUUAAAAAAAAACAACAAGAGCGAAAGUGAAUAACUAGUGUAGGAAGAGUGUAUCAUCAUCUUUCGUAAUUUUUCGCAUAUAUCGUGAGAAAAGAGGGCACGAGUUGUACAUCAAGUUGCGUUUGCGCAAAUCUCGGUGAAUUCACUCAUGCCCCCUAUUCAGGCUCAAUCAUUAAAGUAUUAUUAUAUUAUAGAAACGUUUCAUCCUUUCU